AUGCCUAAUGAUGCUAUUGUACCAUAUGAAGAAAAUCCAAAUCAUAUGAUUAUUUGGCUGGAUGAACAUAUCGGAGAUCCUAGUAGAUAUCAACAUUUAAAAAAAACAUUUUCAACUCAAAUGGAUCCCCAAUGUGAAACAACAGUGGAUUUAGUGGGUGCAGAUUAUGCCGAAAUACUUAGUGUAGAAGGUCCUUUGCCAAUACAUUUCGAAGGUGUUCAUUUUUUAUUGGCAGCAUUCACUAAUAUUGAAAGCUGUAUCAAUUGUUUUGAACACAAUCAAGAUAAACGAAUUUUUUUUAUUACAUCAGGAUCAUUGGGAAGAGAAGCUGUGCCAAUAGUUCUAGAAAGAUUUAAAAAAACAUUUACUGAUCCAAUCACUGAUGAACCAUACACGUCAAUUUAUGUUUUUUCUAAUAAUAUUGCCGACGAUCGUGAUUGGGCGCUUGAUUACUGUGAUUAUAUUCAAAUUUUCGACUUCGAUGCAAAUUUAUUAAGUCGUAUGGUGCAUGAUGCUGGUGAUUAUUAUUUUAUUGAAGGUAAACGUCUAUUAGAUGAAAGUCCUCCAAAUACUGCAGCUGCUUAUUAUCGACUUCAUUGGGCAAAUAUACUUUAUAAACGAUAUAGCCAAAUGGAAAAUGUCUCGAUGAAGAAAAAGCUUGAUGAAGUUAGUCAACUUCUUCAAACGGUAGAAGAAGAAUCAAAAUCAUCGUCCGAUGAAGAUGACUAA
Messenger RNA from Rotaria sp. Silwood1, 729 nucleotides. The record is from the annotation of a GenBank genome assembly. NCBI's taxonomy places the organism in Eukaryota, Metazoa, Rotifera, Eurotatoria, Philodinida, Philodinidae.